Molecule: messenger RNA, 2293 nt
Organism: Oncorhynchus masou masou (cherry salmon)
Lineage: Eukaryota; Metazoa; Chordata; Actinopteri; Salmoniformes; Salmonidae
Product: transcription factor PU.1-like
Exons: 5
Coding region: 252-1061 (269 amino acids)
Biological process (GO): regulation of transcription by RNA polymerase II; cell differentiation
Cellular component (GO): nucleus
Molecular function (GO): DNA-binding transcription factor activity, RNA polymerase II-specific; sequence-specific DNA binding
Source: RefSeq, a predicted model, not a curated record
AGGUGAUAGAAGUGGAAGUAGAGUAAUGUUGUGUUGUUUUAAUGCUCUCUGCAUUGUUUUUCAGCUCUGUUUGAUCUGAUAGUGGUCAACUGUAACAUUUGUAUUCAAACUUUUAAAAAAGGAUUUCAAUCAGAAUUUCAAUCAGAAAUUCAAGGGAUUAAAUUAAAUCUAAAGGAUAUUUCUCAGUUAGUUCAUGUAAUCGUAACUGUGUGUUUUUUAAGCGCUAAACUCACAAGGUGUGAGUCAUCUUCAUGCAUAUGAUGGAAAGCUACAUCAUAUCAUCUGCAUCCGAAGAAAUAAUCUCAUAUGAACCCGAGAAUUAUAGAUCACCAGUAGAGAUAUACUCAUAUCUCACCAAUGUUGGAGAACUUCACGACGAAAACGGUUGGGACUACCACUCUGACAGAGGCAUGCAUCAGAGUGACUUGUUGGAAACUUCCUCACAAGAGAGUCACCUGACAGAGCUCCAGAGUGUCCAUUCCCAACACCUCCUCCACCCCUAUCGCUACCCCGAUACCGACACCCUCCAUCUGCCACUAGUAGACCCAGGACUGGGACCCCUAACCCUAACCUCACAGAUGCCUUAUUGCAGCCGUACAGUGUAUUACCAUCAGCAGGCUCCCGUGUCCCCUAGCCACUACUGCUCAGAGGAAGAGGGACCUGGGGGCCACAGCCCCACCCUGGAGGUGUCUGAGGGAGAGGAGGACUACAGAGACCAUAUCCCCUCUGGGGGAGACUCCAGUAGCAAGAGGAAGAUCAGGCUGUACCAGUUCCUCCUGGAUCUGCUGAAGAAAGGAGACAUGAAGGAUAGCGUGUGGUGGGUGGAAAGAGAGAAAGGUAUCUUCCAGUUCUCUUCUAAACACAAGGAGAUUCUGGCCAAUCGAUGGGGCAUGCAAAAAGGAAACAGGAAGAAGAUGACCUACCAGAAGAUGGCCAGGGCCCUGCGGAACUACGGCAAGACGGGAGAAAUCAAAAAAGUCAAGAAGAAACUGACCUACCAGUUCAGUUCAGAGGUACUGAGGAAAGUCUCAACUACAGAGAGGAGGCACUUCCCUCACUAAGGAUACCAGAGAUUGUUUAUGUAAUGCCUCUUUAUACAGGCUUUGGGUGUAGGUCUACCCUCACUGAUAUGUAUUGCAAAUAGGACAAUCAAAUCAAAAAUCUAAUUUGAUUGGUCACAUAAACAUGUUUAACAGAUGUUAUUGCGGGUGUAGCUAAAUGCUUGUGUUCUUAGCUCCAACAGUGCAGUAAUAUCUAACAAUGACAAAAAUACACACAAACCUAAAAGUUAUAAUGACUUUUCCCUGUUCACCCAUGACUGCGUGGCCAAACACGACUCCAACACCAUCAUUAAGUUUUCUGAUGACACAACAGUGGUAGGCCUGAUCACCAACAACGAUGAGACGGCCUAUUGGGAGGAGGUCAGAGAACUGGCAGUGUUGUGCCAGGACAACAACCUCUCCCUCAAUGUGAGCAAGACAAAGGAGCUGAUCGUGGACUACAGGAAAGGGCGGGCCGAACAGGCCCCCAUUAACAUCGACGGGGCUGUAGUAGAGCGGGUCGAGUGUUUCAAGUUCCUUGGUGUCCACAUCACCAACGAACUAUCAUGGUCCAAACACACCAAGACAGUCGUGAAGAGGGCAGGACAAAACCUUUUCCCCCUCAGUAGACUUAAAAGAUUUGGCAUGGGUCCCCAGAUCCUCAAAAGGUUCUACAGCUGCACUAUCAAGAGCAUCCUGACCAGUUGCAUCACCGCCUGAUAUGGCAACUGCUCGGCAUCUGACCGUAAGGCGCUACAGAGGGUAUUGCGAACGGCCCAGUACAUCACUGUGGCCAAGCUUUCUGCCAUCGAAGACCUAUAUAAUAGGCGGUGUCAGAGGAAAGCCCAUACAAUUGUCAGAAACUCCAGUCCCCCAAGUUAUAGACUGUUUUCUCUGCUGCUGCACGGCAAGCAGUACCGGAGCACCAAGUCUAGAACCAAAGUUGUCUACUCAACAACUUCUACCCCCAAGCCAUUAGACUGCUGAACAUUUUUUUUAAAUCGCCACCGGACAAUUUACAUUGAUACCCCCCCCGACUCGGUACCGGUGCCCCUGUAUAUAGCUGCGUUAUUGUUAUUCUUAUUGUGUUACUUUUUAUUAUUACUUUUUAUUUUAGUCUACCUGGUAAAUAUGUUAUUCUUCUUGAACUGCACUGUUGGUUAAGGGCUUGUAAGUAAGCAUUUCACGGUAAAGUCUACACUUGUUGUAUUUUGACGCAUGUGGCAAAUAAAGUUUGAUUUGAUUUGACUGUC